This is a messenger RNA of Durio zibethinus, 5078 nucleotides long. The record is from RefSeq and is a predicted model, not a curated record. NCBI's taxonomy places the organism in Eukaryota, Viridiplantae, Streptophyta, Magnoliopsida, Malvales, Malvaceae.
AGCUUGGUUGCUCCUGUGCUUAUUAUGAUAGGACUAGAAACAAAAAGUUACAUCAGGGAGUUUCGGUGGUAUGUGCGUUUUGGAGUUGUUUAUGUUCUGGUCGGGGAUGCUGUGCUUCUCAAUCUCAUUCUACCAGUGAAGGAUUUGUACAGUAGCUAUGCAUUGUAUUUGAGCAUCAGCAUGGUUUUCUGUCAGGUUUUAUUUGGGAUUCUUCUAGUUGUUUAUUUUCCUAACCUCCAUCUGUCUCCUGGGUAUGUUUUGAUACAAAAUGAGUCUCUUGAUAGUGAAGAAUAUGAACCACUUCCUGAAGGAGACCAAAUAUGUCCUUAAAGGCGUGCCAGCAUUAUUUCAAAAAUUUUUUUCGAAUGGAUUACUCCACUCAUGCGGCAAGGUUAUAGAAGACCUCUCACUGAAAGGGAUGUUUGGAAGCUAGAUACAUGGGAUCAGUCUGAAACAUUGAUUCAGAAGUUCCAUAGAUGUUGGGUCAAAGAAACUCAAAGAUCUAAGCCAUGGCUAUUGAGAGCUUUGAAUAGUAGCCUGGGAGGAAGGUUUUGGUUGGGAGGUAUUUUCAAGAUUGCAAGUGACCUUUGUCAGUUUGCGGGUCCUAUGUUGCUAAACCAUCUCUUAGAGUCAAUGCAACGAGGUGACCCAGCCUGGGUUGGUUAUAUCUACGCCUUCUUAAUGUUUCUUGGAGUGUUAUGUGUUGUACUACUUGAGGCUCAGUAUAUGCAGAAUGUUUUUCGUGUUGGUUUUCGUCUACGGUCUACUCUGGUGGCAGCUAUAUUUCACAAAUCUCUAAGGCUGACUCAUGAGGCUCGCAAGAAUUUUCCAUCUGGAAAGAUAACGAAUAUGAUUACAACAGAUGCUAAUGCACUUCAGCAAAUAUGCCAACAACUUCAUGUAUUGUGGUCAGCUCCAUUUCGUAUCAUUAUUUCUAUGGUUCUUCUUUAUCAGCAACUCAGUAUUGCUUCACUUUUUGGAUCACUAAUUCUAGUUCUUGUGGUCCCACUGCAGACCAUUUUGAUUAGCAAAAUGCGAAAAAUGACUAAGGAAGGACUACAGUGGACUGACAGAAGAGUCAGCCUUAUGAAUGAAAUUUUAGCUGCUAUGGACACUGUGAAAUUUUAUGCAUGGGAGAAAAGCUUUCAGACAAGAGUUCACAGUAUACGAAAUGAUGAGCUGUCAUGGCUUCGGAGAGCUCAAUUACUAUCCGCUUUUAACAGUUUCAUGCUAAACAGCAUACCAGUUGUUGUGACGGUAGUUUCAUUUGGGACGUUCACUUUGCUUGGUGGGGAUUUAACACCUGCAAGGGCAUUCACAUCACUUUCGCUGUUUGCAUUGCUACGAUUACCUCUGAACACACUUCCUAAUUUGCUAAGCCAGGUUGUAAAUGCAAAUGUAUCAUUACAACGUCUUGAAGAGCUUUUCUUAGCUGAAGAGAGAGCUCUAGCACCAAAUCCACCUCUUCAGCCGGGCCUUCCAGCCAUCUCAAUCAAGGAUGGAAACUUUUCAUGGGAUUCAAAGGCAGAGAAGCUCACUUUAUCAAAUGUCAAUCUAGAGGCGCCAGUCGGCUGCUUGGUUGCGAUUGUUGGUGGAACUGGAGAAGGAAAAACAUCACUUAUAUCAGCAAUGCUAGGGGAGCUACCUGCAGAUGCAAAUUCAAGUGUUGUUAUAAGAGGGACUGUUGCUUAUGUUCCCCAAGUUUCAUGGAUUUUUAAUGCUACUGUUCGUAACAACAUACUGUUUGGAUGUAGCUUUCAACCAGAACGAUAUUGGAAGACCAUUGACGUGACAGCCCUUCGGCAUGAUCUCGACAUUCUUCCUGAUCAUGAUCUCACUGAGAUUGGUGAGAGAGGAGUGAAUAUAAGUGGUGGGCAGAAGCAGAGAGUUUCCAUGGCUAGAGCUGUCUACUCCAAUUCGGAUGUUUACAUAUUUGAUGACCCUUUAAGUGCCCUCGAUGCGCAUGUUGCACAACAGGUUUUCAACAGAUGCAUCAAGGAAGAGUUGCAAGGAAAAACCAGAAUACUUGUCACAAACCAGCUACAUUUUCUUCCACAUGUAGAUCGCAUCCUCCUUGUCUCUGAUGGCGUGAUUAAAGAAGAGGGUACCUUUGAGGAGAUCUCAAAAAAUGGAAGGCUAUUUCAGAAACUGAUGGAAAAUGCCGGCAAAAUGGAAAAACAAGGAGCAGAAAAGGAAGAUGGAAAAGACUUUGACCUGGAAGACUUUAAACCAACAUCAAAUGAGAUGGUUAACAGAAAUGAGCUGCUAAAAAAUGCAAAGCCUGGAAAAAAGGGGAAAGGUAGGAAGGCUGCACUUGUAAAGCAAGAAGAAAGGGAAACAGGUGUGGUCGGUUGGAAUGUUUUGAUGAGGUAUAAGGAUGCUGUGGGAGGCCUAUGGGUGGUUAUGAUACUCUUAACCUUCUACUUUUCAACUGAAGUUCUUAGAAUUUUAAGCAGCACUUGGUUACGCUUUUGGACGGAUCAAAGUACUUCAAGGAGUUAUAAGCCUGGGUACUACAUUGUCAUUUAUACUCUUCUAGGAUUUAGUCAGGUAACUGUGACGCUGACAAACUCUUUUUGGUUGAUCACUUCAAGUCUUCGAGCAGCCAGAAGAUUGCAUGAUAUGAUGCUAAAUUCCAUCCUAAGAGCUCCAAUGUUGUUUUUCCAGACCAAUCCAACCGGGCGUGUAAUCAAUAGGUUUUCAAGAGAUAUAGGUGAUAUCGAUCGUAAUGUUGCCAAUUUUAUGAAUAUGUUUAUGAACCAGGUGUGGCAGCUUCUCUCAACAUUUGUUCUGAUAGGCAUUGUGAGCAUAUUUUCCUUGUGGGCCUUAAUGCCACUUCUUGUCUUGUUUUAUGCAGCCUAUUUAUAUUAUCAGAGCACAUCUCGUGAAGUGAAACGCUUGGAUUCGAUUACCAGAUCACCUAUUUAUGCACAAUUUGGAGAAGCAUUAAAUGGUUUGUCAUCCAUUCGUGCAUACAAAGCUUAUGAUAGGGUUGCCAAUGUUAAUGGGAAGUCCAUGGAUAAUAAUAUUCGAUUCACCCUUGCAAAUACUAGUUCAAAUCGUUGGCUCGCAAUAAGAUUAGAAACAUUAGGAGGCCUUAUGAUUUGGUUGACAGCAACCUUCGCGGUUCUGCAGAAUGGAAGAGCAGAAGACCAGGCAGCUUUUGCAUCCACAAUGGGUCUACUUCUAAGUUAUACUUUAAAUAUCACUAGUUUAUUGAGUGGUGUUCUAAGACAAGCAAGCCGAGCUGAGAAUAGCUUAAAUGCUGUGGAACGUGUGGGCACAUAUAUCAAUUUACCUUCAGAGGCUCCAGAUGUAAUUGAGAGCCACCGUCCUCCACCUGGUUGGCCUUCAUCUGGGUCAAUUCAGUUUGAGGAUGUUGUUGUACGUUAUAGGCCUGAACUUCCGCCAGUCUUGUGUGGAUUGUCCUUUACUACUUCUCCAAGUGAAAAGCUAGGGAUAGUUGGAAGAACUGGUGCAGGGAAAUCCAGCAUGCUGAAUGCAUUAUUUCGGAUUGUAGAAUUGGAAAAAGGAAGAAUCUUGAUUGAUGGUUGCGAUCUUGCUAGAUUUGGACUGACAGAUUUGCGAAAGGUUCUUUGUAUCAUACCACAAUCACCAGUUCUUUUUUCAGGAACCGUGCGAUUAAAUCUUGAUCCAUUCAAUGAGCACAAUGAUGCUGACCUUUGGGAGGCUUUAGAAAGGGCACAUCUAAAGGAUGUCAUCAGGAGGAAUUCUUUUGGUCUGGAUUCUGAGGUUUUGGAGGGUGGGGAGAAUUUCAGUGUUGGGCAGAGACAAUUAUUGUGUCUUGCUCGAGCAUUGCUGCGAAGGUCAAAGAUUCUUGUUCUUGAUGAAGCAACUGCAGCAGUUGAUGUUAAGACUGAUGCUUUUAUCCAGCAAACCAUUCGUGAAGAAUUCAAAUCAUGCACAAUGCUAAUUAUCGCUCACAGACUAAAUACCAUCAUUGAAUGUGACCGGAUUCUUGUGCUUGAUGCCGGUCAGGUUCUAGAGCACAGUUCUCCAGAGGAACUGCUAGCUAAUGAAGAAAGCACAUUCUCUAAAAUGGUUCAAAGCACUGGGCCUGCUAAUGCAGAAUACUUACGUAGCUUAGUUUUUGGAGGUGAGGAGAAUAGGUUGAGUAUAGAGCAAGCCACGAGGUUAAAUGAUCGGAUGAGAUGGUUGGCUUCAUCCCGCUGGGGGGCUGCUGCACAGUUUGCCCUAGCUGUUAGCCUCACUUCUUCACAGAAUGACCUUCAAAGGUUUGAUAUUGGAGGAGAUAUGAGCAAUAUCCUCCAGAAAACUGAAGAUGCAGUCAUAACACUGCAGGGUGUUUUGGAGGGAAAGCAUGAUGAAGUUAUAGAUGAUAUGCUUCACCAGCACCAAGUUCCCAGAGAUAGAUGGUGGUCAGCUCUUUACAGAAUAAUUGAAGGUCUUGCUGCAAUGAGCAGGUUAACUCAACAUAACAGGCUUCAACAAUUAGAGUUCAACUCUGAAGACAGAUCGAUGGAUUGGGAUGAUAUUGAAAUAUAAGAAGAUAAUUAGAGGCAAAUAUUUCAGUAAAACAUUGGAGCAGACAGCCACAUCCUGAUGAGCCUGAUAUUAAAAUGUCAAUUUUAUAAUUUAUCUGAUAUUCUCAAACCUGUAACUGGUCACAAACAGUUAGCAUUUCACCAACUUGUUAGCAAAUUUUAUUUUUUGGUUUAUGGUUUCCAAACGGGGAGGAAAAGAACUCAAUUGGCGUGCCGUGGUAUUUUAAAAGAGCAUGUGGGUCCUCGAUUGAUUUGGUGUUGUGACUCGAUUAUGUGAUUCUAAAUAAGUUUAUUCGAAUUUGAAACAGAGCCUGCAGCCCUGCACCAAAGUGAACCAUGACAAUUCAUUUAUGGUGGUGGGGCUUGCGAUAUUCCUCUCACGAACAUGAUUUUUUGUUGGGGGUUGUAUGGCUCUUUUCUGUGAUGAACAAUGAAUGAAAUGUCCUAAAACAUCUAAUUGAUGGCCUAAUGCGGAAAAAACUCCAUAUUAGCCGUUUGUCUUCUUCUUUCGAAGUUUCCGUGGAUGCAGUUUCUUUCCCUGGGAAUGUUAAG